Molecule: messenger RNA, 1561 nt
Organism: Homo sapiens (human)
Lineage: Eukaryota; Metazoa; Chordata; Mammalia; Primates; Hominidae
Gene: RBM14-RBM4
Product: RBM14-RBM4 readthrough
Exons: 3
Coding region: 92-1111 (339 amino acids)
Source: RefSeq, marked validated
AUUCCUGAGGAGGACUGCCGGUCGUUCGGACGUCUUGCCUGUCGCUGGAGGAGAGGUCCGGGCUCUCCAGGAAGGUGGCUGCGGCGACAAAAUGAAGAUAUUCGUGGGCAACGUCGACGGGGCGGAUACGACUCCGGAGGAGCUGGCAGCCCUCUUUGCGCCCUACGGCACGGUCAUGAGCUGCGCCGUCAUGAAACAGUUCGCCUUCGUGCACAUGCGCGAGAACGCGGGCGCGCUGCGCGCCAUCGAAGCCCUGCACGGCCACGAGCUGCGGCCGGGGCGCGCGCUCGUGGUGGAGAUGUCGCGCCCAAGGCCUCUUAAUACUUGGAAGAUUUUCGUGGGCAAUGUGUCGGCUGCAUGCACGAGCCAGGAACUGCGCAGCCUCUUCGAGCGCCGCGGACGCGUCAUCGAGUGUGACGUGGUGAAAGGCAAACGAAUGCACGUGCAGUUGUCCACCAGCCGGCUUAGGACUGCGCCCGGGAUGGGAGACCAGAGCGGCUGCUAUCGGUGCGGGAAAGAGGGGCACUGGUCCAAAGAGUGUCCGAUAGAUCGUUCAGGCCGCGUGGCAGACUUGACCGAGCAAUAUAAUGAGCAAUACGGAGCAGUGCGUACGCCUUACACCAUGAGCUAUGGGGAUUCAUUGUAUUACAACAACGCGUACGGAGCGCUCGAUGCCUACUACAAGCGCUGCCGUGCUGCCCGGUCCUAUGAGGCAGUGGCAGCUGCAGCUGCCUCCGUGUAUAAUUACGCAGAGCAGACCCUGUCCCAGCUGCCACAAGUCCAGAAUACAGCCAUGGCCAGUCACCUCACCUCCACCUCUCUCGAUCCCUACGAUAGACACCUGUUGCCGACCUCAGGAGCUGCUGCCACAGCUGCUGCUGCAGCAGCAGCCGCUGCUGCUGUUACUGCAGCUUCCACUUCAUAUUACGGGCGGGAUCGGAGCCCCCUGCGUCGCGCUACAGCCCCAGUCCCCACUGUUGGAGAGGGCUACGGUUACGGGCAUGAGAGUGAGUUGUCCCAAGCUUCAGCAGCCGCGCGGAAUUCUCUGUACGACAUGGCCCGGUAUGAGCGGGAGCAGUAUGCCGAUCGGGCGCGGUACUCAGCCUUUUAAAGCUUGAGGUGGGAUGUGUGUGGGCUGAAAUUCCGAGCUGCGGUUGUGCAUGAGAAUACACCCUUCGUGGUACCCCAUCUCCGGGACGUUCUCGGCUCUGUGCGUUCAGUCCCUCAGGAACCGUGGACCUUAAUUUACCUUGCUAAGUUCAGACCUUCUCUUCCUUUCCUUUCCUUUCCUCUCCUGCCCAUUUUCCUGUUCUUCUGUCCUUCAAUACUUCUGUAGCUUCCCAUUCAUGUUCUCUUCUCCCAGCAGGCCUCAUUGUGUGCAGAAACUGUGGUGGGGGCUGUGCUGUCUCCUCCCUGCCUCCUGCCUCCUGCGGCUGUUGGAUUUGGGAAUGACCUUGGUGAGAGUCUCACUGCUCCAGGGUCUCUUUUUGGUCCAAAGGCUAGACCUAUAGAGUUGGAUCACUUUUUUUCUUUCCGGUGAAAUAAAUGGUUUUUCAACUUA